Hyposmocoma kahamanoa is the source of this 2328-nucleotide messenger RNA. RefSeq lists its product as uncharacterized. Gene Ontology annotation, biological process: transmembrane transport; monocarboxylic acid transport. The coding region runs from base 1 to 2328 and encodes 775 amino acids. The record is from RefSeq and is a predicted model, not a curated record. The transcript has a single exon. NCBI's taxonomy places the organism in Eukaryota, Metazoa, Arthropoda, Insecta, Lepidoptera, Cosmopterigidae. Gene Ontology annotation, molecular function: monocarboxylic acid transmembrane transporter activity.
AUGAAUAUUGAAAAAGGUAAUAAAGAGAAAAAAGCUAAACAAGAUGAAAGAAGAAGAAAAACUAGUGCAGGGGGUGCACCUAGCAAGGUCAUCAGCACAAAAUUUAUGGAAUUGGAAGGUGCUGAAGAAACUGAAAUUGCAGCGCAAAUAACUGUGCCCACAGACGGCGGGUGGGGUUGGGUUGUACUCAUAGCUGCAUUUGGAUGCGCCUUUAUAAUGGAUGGGUGUGUUUUCACUUUUGGUGCGUUACUCAAAGACAUCAGUAAAGACUUUGAAAUUUCAGACGCCAUGACUGCAGUCGUCGGCUCCUUGCAAUACGCAGUAUACUUAAUGCUAAGCCCAAUAGCUUCUGCUUUUAUUAACAGAUUUGGAUUCCGAGUUUGCGGAAUGUUAGGAAGUGUAAUAUGCUGCUAUAGUGUUCUGGGAUCAUCGUUAGCGAAGGGAAUAGCAUCGUUUUUUUUUCUUUACGGUUUUUUAUAUGGAGCCGGGUGUUGUUUUAUAAAUAUGGCCUCGGGUUUAGUUACUGGAUUUUAUUUUGAAAAAUAUCGGAAAAUGGCCAUGAUUUUUGUAUCUGCUGGAACUAGUUUCGGUAUAAUGCUGCUGUUUCCUUUGAAUUUGUUACUCUGUAACACAGCUGGUUGGCGUUCUACGAUAUUACUACACAGCGGUUUACUUGGUUUGACUUUUUUCUUUGCCUUAACCUUCAGGCCUCUACUUUCUUUGACUAUUACAAAAAUAGAAGCAGCAGAAGACGAACCCACGCGGACAGUAGCCUUCUUACCGACGAUAGCGGGAAAUAUACCAGCAGACGGGAAGGAAGCUCAAGCUAAUAAAACGGAACGCUUGUUUGGUGCAGUGUCUAAUGCUCGCUUUCCGACAGCUGCCGCUGUAAUUCAAGAGGAAACUGCGAGAACUACAGCUGGACCGUCGCAAAGGCAGGGAGUGUCGAGAAUUACACUAUCUACUGUACAAGGCGUUAGCAAAGCUCAAUUAAAUCAAGUAAAAUCAAUGAUAUCAAGAGGCGUAGUAAGUGAUCAACCGCCUGUGGACAUUCACAUUAAAGUAGUGGAGCCUGAACAAAAAAAAUCUUGCUGGGGGAAUUUGUGCAAUUGGCAAACUCAUUUGCCACACGCCCGACCAAUGUACAGGGAUGAUGCCUUCUAUGACGGGAAGAUACAAAAACUACCACAAUAUCAAAAAAGUAUAGCAGAUGCUGGGGAUGCGCAAACAGGGCUGGAAUACCAGAUGGCUGUGUCCCGAGCCGUUACACUAAACGAUCUGCAGGAUCAACGAGGAGUGUUUACCACUGCUGUUAGAAGAAUUUUGGUGACAAUGUGCGACGUUGAGCUCUUAAAGAAAAAAUCUUUCAUAAUUUAUUCUCUUUCCGGCGCAUUUAGUUAUAUGGGUUUUAAUAUUCCGUACGUUUAUUUACAAGAUAGAAAUCUGUCCGCCGGUGUUGACGCUGUACAUUGCACCUAUUUUGUGAGUGUAAUAGGAUUUGCUAAUGCAUUUGGUCGUUUGAUUUGGAGUAUGAUAGCAAUCAAAGUAAGGCCCUUGUACCUGUACAUAAUAGGCUGUUGCCUUUCUGGUAUAAGUACAGCUGCCUCAGGAUUAUCUUAUCAUGUGAUUUACCAGUAUGCCUACAGUUUUAUAUUUGGGUUUAACGUGUGUGUGUGUACCUGUAUGAGAAGUCUUAUUAUAGUCGAUUUGUACGGUUUGGAACGAUUGACAAAUGCCACUGGGUUGUUGUUGUUAUUUUUGGGUGUAGGUAACGUAUUUGGUACUCCAAUAGCUGGUGCCAUUAAGGAUGUAGUUGGCUACGACGUGGCCUUCUAUUAUUCAGGUGCUUCAAUGAUAUUGGCCAGUAUUUUUGGAAUAUUUGUUCGUUUAGUCGAAAAACCAGAUGACAAAAGUGUUACUAAAGUACACAAACCGGUAGAUAAGCCUGAGGUUAUAGAUAAACCUAAAUAUCCAAAAGACGCGAAAUUAAAAAGUAAGGGUAUUAGUUCACUUUCACUUCCAAGACAGGAAUCAUUUAUGCAACCUAUGUCAGCAACGCCCUCAGUGAAUGUAACACAACCUAUGCAAGUAACGCAAACUACUCAGGUAAUGCAACCUACUCAAGUAAUGCAACCUGAUGCGCAAGUAAUGAAACUUACGUCGUCAGAAAUACAACCUGCGCUUGUAAUACAAUCUUCAUUAAUAACUGAAUCUGUUCCAAUAACGCAACCUGCGUCCGUAACGCAAUUAACAAAAAUAACGCAACCUGUGCCAGAACAUCCAUCUACAUCGUACCAAUCGCCACCAAAAAAGCUCCUUGAGCAGUAA